AUGUUCUCUCAUCAAUCCCGUCACCUUUAUGAGAUCCUAAGCUUUCUUGCGCUGGCGCAAAUCUCUUUAGGAGCCGUCUUGAUGCCCCGAGACAACUCCCUGCCGAAAUUAUGUGAUGAUAAAGGAUUGACUGCAUCUAUAUAUCAUGAGCAUAAUAACGAAUGGGAUACAAGUUGGCUAGGAGCAACCUUAGGAGCUUUCGCCCGUGCCGAUCCAGAUACUUUGAAAAAAAUGUAUUCAGUCGAUGGUAAACCAGUUGAUAAAUGCGAUGCAAAGUAUGAUAAGGCCACUUUCAGAUUGACGAAGACCGAUGGUGGGAUAUUCGAAAAAGAAAUAGCAUAUAGUGAUUGCCCUGAUGAGACUGAUUGGGAAAAGGAUAACUGGCUCGUAUCGGGAUUCGAAGCUGCCGCUAUCCAGAUGGGAGGAUACCUAGGACUUAACGCCGAUUCAAUAACUUAUGGUGAUCCUACAGACGCAUAUUAUAUGAUAAGCGGUAAACGACCCGUUAUCGAUCAUUUCUCUGAAAAGAAUCCGAAUGAUGAUACCGAUAAGGAUAAGAUAACAGAAGCCGAGGAAGCGGAAAAGAAGAGAAUGUUCGAUCUGCUCAAGAAAUGCGGCGAAACGCCGAUUAUAGUUGGUACAGGUGCAGAUCCGGACGAUGACAAGGAUAGUGGUAAUCUACGAAAAUGGACUUGGUACACUAUCACCUCUGUCAUUGAAGACGAUGGGCAAAAUUAUAAAGAUUCUAAGAUCGUAUUCUGGCAUGCCCGGGCAGAGAUGGAAACGGAUGUCAAGUUUUCUUCGUUCUUCGACGAUAUAAGAAAAGUCGUUCAUUUCGAGUAA
Kwoniella botswanensis is the source of this 843-nucleotide messenger RNA. RefSeq lists its product as uncharacterized. The transcript is spliced from 6 exons. The record is from RefSeq and is a predicted model, not a curated record. The coding region runs from base 1 to 843 and encodes 280 amino acids. NCBI's taxonomy places the organism in Eukaryota, Fungi, Basidiomycota, Tremellomycetes, Tremellales, Cryptococcaceae.